AUGCACAAUAAUAGAGAUAAAACAGGAAGAUUCGUACUGAUAGAUAAAACUAGCUCAAAUUAUGAAGCCUUAAUUGACCAAGAAAUGAUAAAUAUAUAUGAGCGUGUAAAAAAAAUGGACCCAAAUCAGAAAGAAUUUUUACAAGCAUUUCAUGAAGUAUUAUUUUCUUUAAAACCUUUAUUUAUGGAAGAGCCAAAAUAUUUACCAAUCAUUGAAAUGAUAUCAGAACCUGAACGUGCAAUACAAUUUCGAGUUUGCUGGCUAGAUGAUAAUGGCGUACAAAGAAAAAAUCGUGCUUUUCGUGUGCAAUUCAGCAGCAUACUGGGACCUUAUAAAGGCGGAUUAAGAUUUCAUCCAUCAGUAAAUUUGUCUAUUGUAAAAUUUUUGGGUUUUGAGCAAGUUUUAAAAAACUCAUUAACGGGUCUAUCCAUGGGCGCAGGAAAAGGUGGAUCUGAUUUUGACCCCAAAGGGAAAUCAGAUAAUGAAAUUUUAAAAUUUUGCCAAAGUUUUAUGAACGAAUUAUAUAGACAUAUUGGUCCUCAUACAGAUGUACCUGCUGGAGAUAUUGGUGUAGGAGGAAGAGAAAUUGGAUAUUUAUUUGGCCAAUAUAAAAAACUUGUAAGCGAUUUUAAUGGAACACUAACAGGAAAAAAUGUUAAAUGGGGAGGAUCAAAUUUAAGAGUGGAGGCUACAGGUUAUGGUUUAGUUUAUUUUGUUUUAGAAGUUUUAAAAUCUUUAAAUAUUCCCAUACAUAAUCAAACAGCUGUUAUCAGUGGUAGUGGUAACGUUGCUUUAUAUUGUUUAGAAAAGUUAUUACAAUUAAAUGUUAAAGUUUUAACCUUAAGUGAUAGUGGAGGUUACAUAUAUGAGCCAAAUGGUUUUAAUAAUGAUAAUUUGAAAUUUCUUUUAGAAUUAAAAGAAGAAAGAAAAGGAAGAAUUAAAGAAUAUUUAAUCCAUUCACCCACAGCAAAAUAUUAUUCAAAUGAAAAACCAUGGGCAAUUCCAUGUACACUAGCUUUCCCAUGUGCAACCGAAAAUGAAAUAGACAUUGAUGAUGCAAAAAUAUUACAUAAAAAUGGAUGUAUUUUAGUAGGUGAAGGUGCUAAUAUGCCAACAACAACCGAAGCUAUUAGCUACUUUAAAAAAAAUAAUAUUAUUUUUUGUCCUUCAAAAGCUGCUAAUGCUGGAGGAGUUGCGAUCAGUGGUAUUGAGAUGGCUCAGAAUUUUCAAUUUUCUCAAUGGACAAGAGAAACAGUUGAUGAAAAACUAAAAGAAAUUAUGAGAAAUAUAUUUAUAUCAUGCUCUGAAAAUGCUCUAAAAUAUACUAAUAAUAAAUAUGAUUUACAAACAGGUGCUAAUAUAGCUGGAUUUUUAAAAGUUGCUGAUUCUUAUAUUGAACAAGGUUGCUUUUAA
This is a messenger RNA of Plasmodium relictum, 1413 nucleotides long. RefSeq names its product NADP-specific glutamate dehydrogenase, putative (gene GDH1). Bases 1 to 1413 code for a protein of 470 amino acids. The record is from RefSeq and is a predicted model, not a curated record. Lineage: Eukaryota; Apicomplexa; Aconoidasida; Haemosporida; Plasmodiidae. The transcript has a single exon. Gene Ontology annotation, molecular function: L-glutamate dehydrogenase (NADP+) activity. Gene Ontology annotation, cellular component: cytosol.